Bipolaris maydis ATCC 48331 is the source of this 1945-nucleotide messenger RNA. RefSeq names its product Phosphoglucose isomerase. Lineage: Eukaryota; Fungi; Ascomycota; Dothideomycetes; Pleosporales; Pleosporaceae. The record is from RefSeq and is a predicted model, not a curated record. Gene Ontology annotation, biological process: gluconeogenesis; glycolytic process; glucose 6-phosphate metabolic process. Gene Ontology annotation, molecular function: carbohydrate derivative binding; monosaccharide binding; glucose-6-phosphate isomerase activity. Gene Ontology annotation, cellular component: cytosol.
AGUCAAAACACUAACAAUCACCUCAUCAACUCUACUUGCAAAUCUUCACUCGUCUCUCCCUCUUGUAAUUGACCCCUCCUGAUACCCGACCGUUCACCGUGAAAAACUUUGAUACCCUGUAGCUCAACAUGCCUGGCUUCGCACAAGCCUCGGACCUCAGCGCCUGGUCUGCGCUCCAGGACCACCACCAGAAGCUUGGAAAGGACAUUGUACUCAAGGAGUACUUCAAGAAGGACCCCCAGCGCUUCGAGAAGUUCAGCCGUACCUUUAAGAAUGAUGCCGAGAACUCUGAGAUUCUGUUCGACUUCUCCAAGAAUUUCAUCACAGAGGAGACUCUGAAGCUGCUCGUCGAGCUUGCAAAGGAGUCUGGCCUCGAGAAGCUCCGUGAUGACAUGUUCGCCGGUGAGAAGAUCAACUUCACUGAGAACCGUGCUGUCUAUCAUGUUGCGCUCCGCAACGUCUCCAACCAGGAGAUGAAGGUCGACGGCCAGAGCGUUGUCGAAGAUGUCAACAGCGUUCUCGACCACAUGAAGGAGUUCAGCGAGCAAGUCCGCAGCGGCGAGUGGAAGGGAUAUACUGGCAAGAAGAUUGAUACCAUUAUCAACAUUGGUAUUGGUGGAUCUGAUCUUGGCCCCGUCAUGGUCUCAGAAGCCCUCAAGGCCUACGCUAAGCGCGACCUCAAGAUCCACUUCGUCUCCAACAUUGACGGCACACACAUUGCAGAGGCUCUCAAGGACUCCAACCCCGAGACUACCCUCUUCCUCAUUGCCUCCAAGACUUUCACCACAGCUGAGACUGUCACCAACGCCAAUACUGCCAAGAGAUGGUUCUUGGACAGCGCAAAGCAGGAGGACAUUGCCAAGCACUUUGUCGCUCUCUCUACCAAUGAGGCAGAGGUUACCAAGUUUGGUAUUGACAAGAAGAACAUGUUUGGCUUCUCCGACUGGGUCGGUGGACGUUACAGUGUCUGGAGUGCCAUUGGCCUGAGUGUUGCCCUCUACAUUGGCUUCGACAACUUCCACCAGCUCCUUGCUGGUGCCCACGCUAUGGACAAACAUUUCAAGGAGGCACCUCUCGAGCAAAACAUUCCCGUCAUUGGUGGUCUGCUCAGUGUAUGGUACUCUGACUUCUUCGGUGCCCAGACACAUCUUGUCUCUCCGUUCGACCAGUAUAUGCACAGGUUCCCUGCCUACCUCCAGCAACUUUCCAUGGAGUCAAACGGAAAGGCCAUCACUCGCAGCGGUGACUACGUCAAGUACACCACCGGCCCCAUUCUGUUUGGUGAGCCCGCCACCAACGCACAGCACUCGUUCUACCAGCUCCUUCACCAGGGCACGAAGCUCAUUCCCACCGACUUCAUCCUGGCUGCCAAGAGCCACAACCCCGUUGACAACAACAAGCACCAGAAGAUGCUUGCAUCCAACUUCUUCGCCCAGGCUGAGGCUCUCAUGGUCGGCAAGACGCCAGAUGAGGUCAAGGCGGAGGGAGCACCAGAGGAGCUUGUUGCCCACAAGACGUUCCUUGGUAACCGUCCGACUACUUCGAUUCUGGCAGACAAGAUCACACCGGCUACUCUGGGUGCUUUGAUUGUCUACUACGAGCACCUUACCUUCACCGAGGGUGCCAUCUGGAACAUCAACAGCUUCGACCAGUGGGGUGUUGAGCUCGGCAAGUCACUGGCCAAGAAGAUCCAGGCUGAGCUUGAUGAUGACAAGGAGUCGACUGCUCAUGAUGCCAGCACCAGCGGGCUCAUCAAUGCGUUCAAGAAGAAGUCUGCCUUGUAAAUGACGGAAUGCAUCUGACGGUGGAGGCACAGCUGUAACGGCUGGAGGAUUUCCUGAAAAAAAAGGCCAAAUUAGUAUGUAGUAUGUAAGCGCCUGGAGCAUCCCUAAAUAGCCACAGCAUCAUGAUAUACGAAUGAAUAAAUAUGAACAUGGAUAAAUUC